GUUAAAAGUUCGUCCUGGUUUCAGAAAGAGAAGGACGUACGAUUUGCUCCAGAUGUGCCACAAGUGGAGAAGUCGCCUGCUGGCCAACAAAAAGCAUCUAGUUCUUCCUCAUCAAAAGGAGAGCAGGAAGAGAUUCUUAUAUCCAACUUUUCUCAGGAACAACUCAACAGAUAUGAAAUGUACAGAAGAUCUUCUUUCCCAAAAUCAACUAUACGUCGCCUCAUACACCAGUUUACCGGUGCCAAUGUUGGGCAGAACGUUGUCAUUGCAGUCGCGGGACUCGCGAAGGUGUUUGCUUGUGAACUGGUAGAAGAGGCGUUGGAUAUACAGGCGAAAAUGGGUGGGCCGGAAGAACCUCUGAAGCCAAACCAUCUCCGUCUUGCCUACUAUUCUCUUGAGCGUCAAGGAAAGAUUUUCCCACAGAAUAGCCAACGACGGAAUCCUUUCAUGUAG
This is a messenger RNA of Haemonchus placei, 453 nucleotides long. Lineage: Eukaryota; Metazoa; Nematoda; Chromadorea; Rhabditida; Trichostrongylidae. The record is from the annotation of a GenBank genome assembly.